GUCUGCUAUUUAUUUCUGCGAAAGCUCCCCUUUACAGCUCUUGAUGGGCAUUUUCUCCUGCGCUACGUAUUUCUUCACAUGUGAGCGCUUUCAUUUUUAGCAAGAUAUGAGCUCUUACCCCAGCUUAUGUGUUUUUUGUUCUCUCUUAUUUCAAACUAUUUUUUCUCCCUCUUAUGUUUCUUUUUCUUCUCUCAUCUCAAUUCCCCUGUUCCUUUCAUGUUUCUGGCCAUGGAUCUUCUCGUCUUUGCGUGUGACGGAAAAUGAAUUUGUCUUUGAUGCGUUUUUCCCCUCCUAUACACCUUGGGCAGAAUGUUACGUCAUGCUUUAUGCUAGAUUGACGGCCUGUACAACACACUGUUUUCCUUCGUCUUCGAUUUUUCGAAUUCAGUUUCUUCGUUAUGGAGCACAGUUUUCUUCUCACACAUUCAAUGCCUUUUCUUUGUGGUUAUGCAUUCGACCUCAGGUGGGUCAGACUUGAUUCUUUGAUCAUUCUGUCCUGCUACGUACGGAACGGGUGCUGUGGUAUGGACUUGAUUUAUUUCCUGCUGGGACUGCGUUCUUUGUAGCUACUGGGGGC
Molecule: messenger RNA, 577 nt
Organism: Aspergillus wentii DTO 134E9
Lineage: Eukaryota; Fungi; Ascomycota; Eurotiomycetes; Eurotiales; Aspergillaceae
Exons: 2
Coding region: 107-478 (123 amino acids)
Source: RefSeq, a predicted model, not a curated record